Messenger RNA from Caenorhabditis remanei, 315 nucleotides. RefSeq lists its product as uncharacterized. The coding region runs from base 1 to 315 and encodes 104 amino acids. The transcript is spliced from 2 exons. NCBI's taxonomy places the organism in Eukaryota, Metazoa, Nematoda, Chromadorea, Rhabditida, Rhabditidae. The record is from RefSeq and is a predicted model, not a curated record.
AUGCAAAAGAUCGUUCUUUUCUUCGCCGCCAUCGCUACGGCUCAAGCUUUCCUUCUUCCAUCCGGAGGAGGUGGAGGAUGCGGAUGCGCUCCACCACCACCACCACCACCAUGCGGAUGCGGAGGACCAUCCCUCCCACCACUCCAACUCCCAAGAUUUGAACUCCCAAGACUCUCUCUCCCAUCAUUCGGAGGAGGUUGCGGAGGACCAGCUCCAUGCGGAGGAGCCCCAGCUCCAGUGUAUGCUGCACCAGCCGCCGGAUACGCCGCUCCACCACCACCACCAGCUGGAUACGCCACCGCUGGACGCAAGUAA